UCACAGCAACUCAAAGAUUUUCAGGCACCAUUCACCGGCUGUAUUUGGGGGUAGAACCCUGCUGAGCAGAACCAAACUGAGGGACGACCCUUAAUUUGGCGAUAUUUACUCUAAACAUUGCACGGAGUAGAAACCCCGUACUUACCUCAUCAAGCGCUUCAGUGUGUGAACUAGAGAGAUUUGCGCAGGUCCGGACUGAGGAUAUUUACUUGUUACUUCGGUGAAUAACGUUGCUGAUCUCUCUGCAAACAGCUGCAGAGAGACUGGAUAGUUUGGAGGAGGUGGUGGAACUUGGCCUCAGCUGGGAAUAAAGGAGCACUUUUACUGAGAAGAGAGUUGAACUUAGUGUCAGGUUUUACAAAUCGUAAUGGAAGUUAUCAAUCGAUCUGGAAUGGCAGGAAAAUGGCACUGAGAUUCCACAGGUUAUAUCCAGAAGGAUGUAUUUAUAACCUGAGCGUCUGGGAGGUCAAGAGGUAACAUACCUCUGUAAAACACCACUGGAAACAAAUGCUCUUAAUGCCAUGCCUCCUGGGACAGUGUUAAUGGUCCAAGCACUGCGGAGUCUCCUGCUUGUUGUCAUCGGCUGGUCCUUCAUUUCAUCAUCCAUAGGUGUUGCACAAGGGACAAAGUCUUCCCACUCUGACCUUUAUCCAACUUUUAUAUGGAACAACACAAUAUUUGAACACCUCGCCCUCCAUCCUGACCCCAGUGUAGGUUGGGUCUAUAUUGGGGCCCAAGAUCAGCUGUUCCAGUUAAAUCCAUUACUCCAACUUAGGCUCCGGGAUGACACUGGACCAGUCACAGACAGCCCGGAGUGCUUGCCCCCUGUGACAGAGACCAACUGCCCUCAAGCAAGGGAAACCAGCAACCACAACAAGCUCCUGCUGGUUGAUCCUUACUCUAUGGUACUUAUUACCUGUGGGAGUGUCAAUCAAGGAAUCUGCCAGAAGCGUGACCUGACAUCAAUUAAUGUAGUGCUGUUUUCCACAGAGAGUUCAGUGGAAACUCAGUAUGUUGCGGCUAACCACCCCAAUGUUAGCACUGUUGGGCUUGUGGUUCGCUCUCACCCUGAAAGGCAGCAAGUGCUGUUUGUGGGGCGAGGUUAUACCAGCAACCAUCCACCUAUUUCCACACGAAACCUAGCCCAGGAGCCCAUCUUUUCCUAUGAGGAAACUGCGAAACUGGCUGUUGCUGGCCGUCUCUCAGAAUAUGACCAUCACUUUGUGGCCUCAUUUGCCCACCGGCACCAUGUGUACUUCUUUUUUUACAGGCGGGACCUGAAGUCACAGUCGCGAGAGUACCGCACAUACAUCUCACGUGUAUGUUUGGAUGACCAGGCAUAUUACUCGUAUGUUGAAGUGCCGCUGAUGUGUCGCUCCAGGGCAGGUAAAAUUUACAACCUCCUGCAAGCUGUCCAGCUGGGGUUUUCCAAGGAUGGUGUUGAGAGUCAAGAUUCAGAGAUCCUUCUUGGAGUCUUCUCCACUCAUUUGAGCUCAUCAUCUCGGCCAAGUGAGGAGUCUGCUCUGUGCAUAUUUAACCUUGAAGAUGUGGAUCGCAGGAUUAACUCCACUAGAGACCUGUGCUAUACACAAAUGGGUAGAGAAGCAGGAGCAGAGGCAGCCUACAUCGAAUAUGAAGUCAAGUCCAACUGUGCCAACCUUCCAGAGAACACCCUGGACGCCUACCCUUGUGGAUCUGACCACACUCCCAGCCCCAUGGCCAGCCGGAUCCCGGUGCUAGUGGAGACCAUACUGGACAGCCCAUCUGCCCGGCUGACUGCUGUGGCUGUGAGCAUGAGGGCAGGACAUAUUAUUGCUUUCCUUGGAGACUCCAAGGGGAAACUCCACAAGGUUUUCCUGGGGCCAAAUGGGGAGGUGGAGGAAUAUUCUGUGAUCUCCAUACAGAAGGACAUACCCAUCAGCUCAGACCUCAUUCUGGACCAGAAGGAAGAGCAUCUGUUCAUCAUGACCCAUAACAUGCUACAGAAGAGGCCAGUGGCUGAAUGCCAGCAGCACCCAGACUGCCACUCCUGUCUGCUGGCCCAUGAUCCAUACUGUGGCUGGUGUGUCCUGGAGGGAAGGUGUGUGCUGAAAUCCCAGUGCAGUCGUGGAAGCCAACCAGGCCAGUGGCUGUGGAGCUUCGACAUUGAGCAGCAGUGUUUGAGUGUUCAGCAACUGAACCCCUUUAACAUCAGCAGGGAGGAGAGCAGAAUGGUGGCCCUGUCUAUUCCAGGACUUCCAAUGUUGGAAAAAGGCGAGUCUUACUCCUGCUUCUUCCAGGACAGCCACAGUUCUGCCACCAUCACUGAAACUGGAGUCACAUGCCAAUCUCCAGACUCCAGUAGAAUACCUAUGGUGACUCCUGGACAGGAUUUUGUCACUCUCACCUUGUCUGUUCGAUUCGGGGACGUCAUGGUGACAGCAAGGGAUUUCACCUUUUAUGACUGUAUGGCAGUUAAGCAGCAAUCUGGGAGCAUUCCCUGCCGUGGUUGUGUGCUGAGCAAAUGGGGCUGUAACUGGUGCGUUCACCAGCACUCUUGUACCCACAAGCCCAUGUGUGAGGAAGGCGUGAUCAUCUACAACCAACAUUUUAAACUCCCCACAUCUUCUCCUCCCACCACCAAAACUAGAAAAGUCAUCUCAACCUCUGCUACCACAGCGGCUGCGGCAACAACACUCACCAUGACAACAGCCACAACUCUUUUCACUACAACUUCAUCAUCUACUGCCACUACUACAAGCCUUGUUCCCGUCACUACGGUAACAAGUCGGGAGCUAACUACCUCAGGCCCACACAGCACAGCUGCCAGGCCUGAAGCAGACACCUGCCACCUUACAAUGCCCCCUCAGCCUUCCAGCACAGCUCUGCCCCCAGACCUUUCUAGCAAUAGCCAAAGUUACACUGCAGCGGUUGAGCUCGUCAUUGUCACUCAAAGUAAGUCUGAAGAACCUACAGUCAUGCCAAAUGUGGCUGUGGCAGCAGCAGAGUUGCUGCCCAUCACUGGGUCUGAUGGUCUUAGUGGAGAUCAGGAGCCUGUGAUGCCUCUGAUCAUCUCAGAUUCCUCCACCCUGAAAGUGGUGACAAUGUCGCCCUCUAGGGACACCCAGGAAGCUGAGGAUACUCUGAACAUGGCAGAGCCUCCCACACUGGCUUCACCUGAUGCUCCUGUGCCCACAUCUGUCUCUGUCAGGGAACCAGCUGUCACUGAGCCUUCUGUUAACCUGGACGUGACCCAUAUUCCCACUCUAAGCAAAGCAGGAGCCCCAGGAACUGACCCUGACCUGACCAUGAAGUCAAAACAAGUAGACAAGCUGCCUGAGGAUGCUGCACUGGCAGAAGAGGACACAACAACACUUUCAGCUCCUACAGUUCUCUCAGGUGAUGGGGAAGACCAUGACACCCCAUCAUACGCACACCUGAGGGAAACAGACUCAGAUCCUGAACUGGUUUCCCAGUAUGAUUCUGCUGAUGCCUUCCUACCGGGUGAUGAGGGUCCCUACAUCAGCUGGGGCUCCUCGGCAUGUCCCUGUGUGGAGAAGGUCCAAGGAUCCUCUGUGCUGCCUGUCCAAGUCGAGAGGAAGAUCACAUUACUGGCACGCAACCUCCACCUCUAUCAGGAGGCAGAGCUGGACUAUGAGUGUGUGCUGGUUAUUGAGGGCCAGACUGUGGUGGUGGAUGCCUUUGUGGAACCUGAUGACAUGAAUCCGUCAAACUUUUACAUCACCUGUCAGCUACACAAGUACACGUACUUGGCUCCAAUGGAAGAAUACAGCGCCAUGGUGUAUGUGAAGAGGAGGAACACGUUUCAUGUGGACAGUUCUCCUAAUCUCUAUGUCACCCUGUACAACUGCUCUGUGGGGCGAUCGGACUGCAGUCGUUGCCACACAGCCGACCAGAAGUAUGGCUGUGUGUGGUGUGGUGGUUCCAUUGCCAAAUGCUUGUAUUCAGACUCCUGCAGUGAACAAGUCCAACAAACAUGCCCUGCUCCUGUCAUUCACUCAAUUGAGCCACUCUCUGGUCUGUUGGAGGGAGGCACCUUGGUGACUAUUUCAGGGUCCAAUCUGGGCCAAAAGGCUGAAGACAUCCUCCACUCUGUGACAGUAGCUGGGGUGCCCUGUGUUGUCAUCCCGGAAUUGUAUGAGGUCUCUUCCAGGAUUGUCUGCAGGACCAAAAGCAGCAGUGGUGAGAAGGAGGGCCUGGUUUCUGUGAAGGUCAGUGGAGGAGACCUUCGCAGUUCCAGUCAGACUUUCAGCUACCAGGACCCGUUUGUUAUGGCCGUCUCACCUGAAAGAGGUCCAAAGGCAGGAGGAACAACUCUGACGAUCAGCGGCCGAAAGCUGCUGACAGGCCUUCCCUCUGACCUCACCAUCACAGUGGGAAGGGUCCCCUGUAAAAUUGUAUCAGAGGUGCAGAGCUCCAGUGUUCAAUGUGUAACAGGCAGCAGUGGUGAAGCAGGAAGUUACCAGGUUACAUUGCAUUAUGGCAGCACCCUACGUCACCUCCACACUCCUUUCUACAGCUACACCCACAACCCAAACAUCACCAAUGCCUGGCCAGCUAAGAGCUUCUUGGAUGGUGGCCGACGGAUCACUGUAUCUGGCCACAACCUGGAUGUGGUGCAGAAGCCCCAGAUGUUGGUGAAUGUCUUCCAGCACAAGUCCCUCAGCGAGAACAGGAGGAAGAAAAGAAGAAGAACAGCAGAGCAGGGGGAAGAUGGGGAGUGGACAGACAGGAAGCAGACCAGGAAGCUUCCUGACCCUGUUUGUUGUAAGGAGCCAUUUUGCCCUGCCACACAGUUCCUAGAGCUCUGUGAGGUGAACAACUCAUCUCUGAUACUGUGCCGCUCUCCUAUGGUGAACUCCUCCAUCUUGGAUUCAAAGAUCACUGUACAUUUUCUGCUCGACAGUCUGUGCUUUGACUUCAGCAGUUUGAGUUCUCAGGCCUUCAGCUACGAACCCAACCCAGUCCUGAAGCCUCUGGACCCUGUGAAGGCAUACCGCUACAACCCUGGCAGCUUCAUCCAGUUAGAGGGGGACAACCUGGACUUGGCCAUCACCAAAGAAGAAGUAGUCGUGCUGAUAGGGGAGGGGGUGUGUGCUGUCAAGACCCUGACUAAAAACCAUCUGUACUGUGAGCCACCACCUCAGCAGCCCAACUGCAGGAAAUGUGAGGGCUCUGACAAUCUACCAGAAUUCACUGUCCAAAUGGGCCACCUGAACUUCUCUCUCGGCAAGGUUCAGUAUGACAACCUCAGCUCGCCCACCUUUCCACUGGAGGCCCAAAUUGGAGUUGGUAUUGGAGCAUCUAUAGUUGCCCUUAUUGUCUUCAUUAUUGUGCUCAUCUACAGGAGAAAGAGCAAGCAGGCUCUCAGGGAUUACAAGAAGGUCCAGAUCCAAUUGGAGAACCUGGAGACCAGCGUGAGGGAUCGAUGCAAGAAGGAGUUUACAGACCUGAUGACAGAGAUGAUGGACAUGUCCAGUGACCUGGUGGGCCCAGGCAUCCCCUUCCUCGACUACAGGAUGUAUGCAGAGCGCAUUUUCUUUCCAGGCCACCGUGAGUCUCCACUAAGGCGUGGCCUGGACAUGCAGGAGUGUCGGCGGCAGACGGUGGAACAGGGUCUGGUUCAGUUGUCCAACCUCCUGAACAGUAAACUCUUCCUCACCAAGUUCAUUCAUACUCUGGAGAGCCAGCGGACAUUCUCUCCAAGAGACAGAGCCUACGUGGCCUCCCUGCUGACAGUGGCUCUUCAUGGCAAGCUGGAGUAUUUCACAGACAUCCUCAAGACUCUGCUGAAUGAUCUAGUUGAGCAGUAUGUGGCCAAGAAUCCCAAACUCAUGCUGCGAAGAACAGAGACCGUGGUGGAGAAGCUGCUGACAAACUGGAUGUCCAUUUGUCUCUACACUUUUCUCAGGGACUCUGCCGGCGAGUCUCUGUACAUUCUGUUCAAGGCUAUAAAACACCAGGUAGAUAAAGGACCAGUGGAUGCUGUGACACGCAAGGCCAAGCACACUCUGAAUGAUAACCGUCUGCUGCGAGAGGACGUGGAGUACAAGACACUGACGCUGAAUGUGUUGGUGCAGGGUGGAGGAGUGAACGAGUCCCAACCCUUGCCCUCCAAAGUGCUGGACUGUGAUACCAUCACUCAAGUGAAAGAAAAGCUCCUUGAUCAGGUGUACAAGAGCACCUCCUUCUCUCAUCGGCCCCACGCCGACUCACUGGACCUGGAGUGGAGGUCUGGUGUUGCUGGCCAUCUCAUCUUGUCAGAUGAGGACUUGACUUCUGUGGUGCAGGGCAGCUGGAAACGCCUCAACACACUGCAGCAUUACAAGGUCCCUGAUGGUGCAACAGUAGCACUGGUGCCGCGACACACCAAAAACAUUCACCAUGACAACCAUGAUUAUAUCGCUGGAGAGAAGACACCGAUGCUGGAGGAUGCCGAUGAGGGCGGCAUGAAGCUGUGGCAUCUGGUAAAGGCCAGCGAGGAGCCUGACCUUCCUAAACACCGCAGAGGAAGCUUGAGGGAGAGGGAGAGGGCCAAGGCUAUCCCUGAGAUCUACCUCACCCGCCUGCUCUCCAUGAAGGGGACAUUGCAGAAGUUUGUGGACGAUCUGUUCACUGUGAUCCUCAGCACCAGCCGUCCAGUUCCACUAGCUGUCAAAUAUUUCUUUGAUCUGCUAGACGACCAGGCAGGACAACACAAUAUCACCGACCCGGAGACCAUCCACAUUUGGAAGACCAACAGCCUCCCCCUGCGAUUCUGGAUCAACAUCAUUAAAAACCCUCAGUUCAUCUUUGACGUCCAGGUGUCGGACCACGUGGACGCCGUUCUCUCGGUUAUUGCUCAGACCUUCAUGGACUCCUGCACCAUUGCUGACCACAAACUAGGGCGGGAUUCUCCCAUCAACAAGCUGCUGUAUGCUAGAGACAUUCCCCGCUACAAGCAGAUGGUUGAAAGGUACUAUGCCGACAUCAGGCAGACUAUAUCAGCCAGUGACCAGGAAAUGAACUCAGCCCUGGCUGAGAUGUCUAGGAACUACUCUGGAGAGCUCAACUACCUGGUUGCACUGCAUGAGCUCUACAAAUAUAUCAACAAGUACUAUGACCAGAUCAUUACAGCUCUGGAGGAGGACACGACAGCCCAGAAGAUGCAGCUGGGAUACCGACUGCAGCAAAUUGCGGCCGCUGUGGAAAACAAAGUAACUGACUUGUGACAGAGGAGAAUGCUUCUCCUGUAAUGAUGUUGGUUUUCUCUGCAUCGUCUUCACUCCGGGUUCUUUGAUAGCAUGAUGUAGACAGUCUGAGACCCUGAGUCUUGUGUAUAAACAGGACAAAAGAUGGAAGAAACCUGGACAAAUAAAAGCAGGAAUGAUCUGCUGUAACUGGAACAUCUGAAAGAACAGAAGUUUUAUUUUUUUUUUCUUUCUGCUGAGGUCAAGCCUUACAAAAGAGAACUGGAGCUGAUCUAAAAACUGAUUUCAUAGGGACUGUUGUUACUUUCUCUUCUCCAUAGUCAGUUUAAUGAAACGCCACCUCUUAGCCUUUGUGUGCGUGUUGCUGAUGUAUGUUUGAGUCACAAAGAAACGUGUGCGUGUGUGGCCAUAUGUCUCUGUUUGUAAACUGACUCAUUUCUAAUUUUAUCUUACCAAGUACAGGAAGCAACACAUUGGAUCUCAGAACAACCAGUACUUCAUUUUGAAUACAAGAAAACUGACCUUAAGUUCUAUUUUAUUUCUAGAAUUGAAAAAGACCCAAAAUAAGGAAAUAUCAGAACAGAAUAAGUUUCCACUGCUCUACCUCAGCCCACUGUGCUGUAUCAGUGAUAUUCUAACAGGCUGAAAACAGCUUUAUACUUUUCAGCUACUUCCAUCUAUUAGUACAGCAGCACAGCCUAGACGUGCCCUCAGAUACAGCUUCAAAUACACACAAAUUUCUGGUUCUGUUUUUUUUUGUAGAAGCAUUUAAGAUGAAACCCAGAUGUCUUUUGGGUUCUUUUUUUUUACAUCUCUCGGUGUUCUUUUUUAGAGUUUACCUAUUGUUUUAAAUUUUAGUUCACUUUGUUUGACUGAAUUGUCUUUAGCUGAAGCCGUGGUACUCUAUGAAUCAUGUCUGUGUGCAUUUCCUGUAUUAAACCAAGAGUAGCACUUUUUCAUACCGACAUUUUAUAUUUUCAAAGAUUCUCAGUUCAGCAGGAUGUCAGAUUUGCUUUACUCAGAGUUUGAUGGUUUUCUUAGUCAAGGGCUGAAAUGGCAGCUGCUGUAUAGACUAUUCUUAUAUUUAUUUAAAAAGAUGCCAACUUCACUGCUAAUUUUAUCAUAACUGACUGAAAAAAGCCCACUUUUUAAUGACUGAUAUAUUUCAAAAGAAACCAAAAGCAAAUAGAAUGAAUAUUUACUUCAGCUGCCUUGUUCGUGUCAAGUUGGUCAGUUGCUGUGUACCCUGACCGAUCACGUCAGAAUGCAGCCUGUAGGUCUGUAGUGACAUUCCCAGAAACUUUGUUGUUCACUGUUCAGAUGGAGUGAAGCUCAUCGGUACCAAUCGGAUGGAGAACUAACUAUUAGACUAUACACAUUUGGUGAUGUAGAGCAGGCUCUGCAAGGAGCAGUUUAAUGUUUCACCUUUUCUGUUGCUGUUGUUGUACAUACUGAUUUAAAUGUAACCAUAGGGAUGUAAUCUGUUUAUUAAAAUAAAAUGCAAAUGUUCACAGAUGUAAUAAAGUAUUCCAAAUAUAA
This is a messenger RNA of Girardinichthys multiradiatus, 8729 nucleotides long. RefSeq names its product plexin b1b (gene plxnb1b). The coding region runs from base 522 to 7211 and encodes 2229 amino acids. The transcript is spliced from 39 exons. The record is from RefSeq and is a predicted model, not a curated record. Gene Ontology annotation, biological process: positive regulation of axonogenesis; negative regulation of cell adhesion; regulation of cell migration. Gene Ontology annotation, cellular component: semaphorin receptor complex. Gene Ontology annotation, molecular function: protein binding; semaphorin receptor activity. NCBI's taxonomy places the organism in Eukaryota, Metazoa, Chordata, Actinopteri, Cyprinodontiformes, Goodeidae.